AUGUCGCUUAUUAGUGCUUUACCAUCAUUAUCCUAUCGUUUAAAUCCAUUUCUAAGUGAUAUUAAUUUUAAAAAAUCAUGUGAAACUGUUCUUAAAAAAAGUAAAAGUAUUAAUAAACGUGUUCUUAGCAAUAUUCUUGCUAAUGAUAAUCCAGAAAAACCAUUUAUUAACGAUGAUAAACAUAUAUAUAUAUGGUAUUUAGCCAUUGGUAGUAUGAUUAAUCCAAUAUCAUUGUAUUUACGUGAUCUAACACCAGUUAUUUCUUAUCCUGCUAAAUGUCCUAAUUAUAGAUUGGUUUUUCGAGAUUGUGGAAUGGCUGAUAUUCAGUUUUGUGAAGAUGAAGAAUUUCAUGGAGUUGUACAUUUAUUACCUAUCAAACAAAUGUUUUAUUUAGAUCAACUUGAACAUAUGUAUAAACGUAUUACAGUUGAUAUAAAUGAUUAUCAAGAAUGUUCUCAUCAUGUUUAUGUUUAUAAAAUGAAUUUAAUUGGACAAGAAGAAAGACCUAUAAAUAUACCAUCAGAACGCUAUCUAGAUCUUAUUGUUAAAGGUUGUGAACAUUUUGGUGUUAAUUCUGUAUAUAUUAAUCGUUUAAAAUAUGAACAACCAGUUAUUCCUCGAAAAUUACCUACAACAUAUGAAACUAUUAAUAAUAUACCCGAUAAUAUUUAUUAUACAGAUGAAGAUCUUUUAAAACAUAAUGGAAAAGAUCCAAUGUUUUCUUUAUGGAUUAGUGUUAAUGGAAAAAUAUUAGAAUAUACAGGUUUACCAUCAAAUGAUCAUCCAGAUUAUGAAAAUCAAAAACAAUUCUAUGAAUUUGUUUUGUCACAUUUUGCUGGACGAGAAGUUACUCAUGCUAUAUCAAAAGCAUGGUAUGAACCAAUGUACAAAUUGCCAUUGGAUGAUGAUGAUUUAUGUGAUGAACAUCGUGCUUUAGCUGAAGAUAUGUGUGUUUCCUGGGGUCUUGAUAAUAGUAGAAAGAAUAAUGAAUCAUAUUGGAGACCAGUUGGAAGACUUUGUCAAACAUUGAAAAGAAGUGAACUUUGA
Rotaria sp. Silwood1 is the source of this 1047-nucleotide messenger RNA. The record is from the annotation of a GenBank genome assembly. NCBI's taxonomy places the organism in Eukaryota, Metazoa, Rotifera, Eurotatoria, Philodinida, Philodinidae.